Lagopus muta (rock ptarmigan) is the source of this 5514-nucleotide messenger RNA. It is a transcript of the gene ENDOD1, whose product is annotated as endonuclease domain containing 1. Lineage: Eukaryota; Metazoa; Chordata; Aves; Galliformes; Phasianidae. Bases 1695 to 3146 code for a protein of 483 amino acids. Gene Ontology annotation, molecular function: nucleic acid binding; metal ion binding; hydrolase activity. The transcript has 2 exons. The record is from RefSeq and is a predicted model, not a curated record.
UCCCUAGUGCUACUUACAUGCUGGUACAUGCAGCAAAAAAUAGGCAGGCAUAGAGCAGCCUCACAGCCCGGAAAGGCAGUUCCCCAAAAGCAUAUAAGAGGCCCUUGAGACUGGAAAGAAUGCUGAUGCAUCACACUGAGGCUGAGGUGCCCUUGGAGGCAGGACAUCCCCGUUUCCUGGCAGAAGGAUCCCUCUGCUCAGCAUGCUGCUGGUUGUUGUGCCCAUCUUGAGGCAUCCCAACCUGCUUUCACACUGGGUUGGGACCAUGCUCAGCUUGGUAUAAUGCAGAUCAGUCAGAGUGGGAUGCUUAGAAGCGCUGCAUUGCCUUGCUUUCCCUGUAGAACAUGGCUCAGAACAUGGGGAAAAUAUUUCCUUCUGUUGCCCAGAUAAUUGCAAGCCUGGGAUCUGAUGAACACCAAACAGCUCAAGUUAGCUUCAGCAUUCAAUUUCUCAGUAGCCUUUUUUACACCCAGGGGAAUGAAAUGUUGAGCCUGUCUUUUGGAGCUGCUGUGCUCUGGCUGAGCCACGCACGUGUUUCCAUUCCCAUCAUCUUUCUGCACAUGACUAAUUCUUUCUGCCAGGGCUGAGUGACCAGGCCACUGCCUGGAAACCAAACAAGCUACUGGCUGCACUUCCUGCUGUUCCCCAGCCUGUCCAGCCUGCCUCUGUCUCCCCGAGCUGAUAACAUCACAUGAAAAGGCACUGACGUAUUUCUUUGCUAUGCUGCUUCAGGAAUCCAUCCCUGAGUGCAGAAGUGAGUCUCAGAGCCCGAGCUAUUUGUAGCACUUUUACAGGCUCCUUCCCUGACAUCCAUCCCACUGCAUGGCUCGCAAUACAGGCUGUGUGUCAUGUAGCCUCUUGCAGAGCAGCUGAGAAUUGGUGGCACUUGGGGACUCCUGCUUGGAAGUCGCUGUAGCAAUGCGACAGCUUUGUGUGACAGUGUCCUUUAUGGCACCUUGGCUUUUUUAAGCUGCGGGAGUGAGUUAUUGGCAGUGUAUCUGGUCGUACGCACUUUCUAGGGUGGGGAAAGGCAAGUUUUCUUGAUCUUGAGAUACUCCGUAGUCUCUCCACUCCACUGCUGUGAAAACAUUAACUUUCCCAGUUAGCACAGUCAUUCUUUAACCCAGCAGUAGCUGCUGUAGGCUCACAGGCAGGUAACAGCUGAUCAUAAACUCGAGGAGUGGCUUCAGUCCUUGCAUUAUCUUUUUUUUUUUGCCAGCUCUACGUUUGGCCAAGCAUGGCACGGAGCUACUCUCCCCGCAGAGCGUGUUCCCAGCCUCGCUGACACCCCGCUGCCUCCUCCUUCUCUCCCUUCCUCGCUGUCCCUCGGCCAGGCUGGUUGCUGCGGACAGCAGCUCACCCUUUCUUCUGGGCUCCGAACCUGACUUUGCGGCAUCCCCCCCGGCAGCCCCAGGAACAGUUCUGGCUGCGUCAGCCAAAAUUCCUCCCGGGGACUGUGCUGCAAUGCAGACACCACACCCCGCUGCUACAUACGGCACAGCCGAGGGCUUCCCUCCUCCUCCUCCUCCUCCCAGUCAGCCGCGAUGAUUUCGGCUUGCCCGGCGUUCCAGCGGGCGUGAGCGCGGCACCGCCCGUGGCCGCCGCCGGCAGCAGCGCCCGCCGCCCGCAGGGACCGCCGCCCGCCGGCCUUCGCCUCUCUCCGCACCGCCAGACCUGCGCCGUACCCAGCCCGGAUGGCCGGCCCGGAGGAGCGGACCGUGAAGAUGUCAGCGCUGUGUCUGCUCUGCUUGUCGCUUUUCCCGAGCUUUUCCCUGGGCAGAGUCGUCGGCAAGGACGAAGCCGGCUUUGCCGAGUGUAACGUGUUCUUCCCCGGCCGAGUCCCACCGGAAGGAUUCACCGAGCCUUUCCACGUGAAGAUCUGUCAGCAGUACAACGGGGAGCCGCGCUUUGCAACCCUCUACAGCACCAAGGACAAAAUCCCUCUUUAUUCCGCAUUCAAGUACACGGGUGCAGCCCGAAGCGAGGCGGACGAGAGCUGGCUGCUGGAGCCGCAGAUAGAUGAUCCAGAGAAUGACCAGCGUGAGAUGGUGAUUGAAGCUGAUGUUGUUGGCUCUUUGGCCAACCUUGGUGCAAAUCAAGCUCUGACCUCAGACUAUGUGGGCUCUGGUUAUGAACGAGGGCUGCUGAACCCUAGCUUGCUCAACAAGGAAGACUUCCAAAUGGCCACCUACACAUUGACAAAUGCUGUGCCUCUGCACCCCUCUCUGAGCAAAACCUGGCACAGUGACAUCGGGAGGGUGGUGGAGCAAGCUCUGAUCCCUCAUUGUUCCAAGAAGGACCAGCUGUAUCUCCUUGCAGGAGCGAUUCCUUCCAGUGUCCGAGUUAAAGGCAAGGUAUCUGUGCCAGAGACCCUCUGGCUGGCAGCGUGCUGUGAUGCUCCAGAGGGAUGGUCUCUAGGACUGGUGAAAAAAGUCAAUGAUGAAAGCAGUUUAGUAGACCUCACAGUGGGAGAGCUGGAGAAGCAGCUCCUAGCAGGGCUUGACUUGUUCAAGGGCAACUGUGGAGAAGACAAUGAAAGCAGUGAGAAAAUGGAAGCAAUACUGCAAGCUGUCAGUCAGAUCCGAUCUGGAGAGCAAGUAGGAACAAAUGACAAGGAGGCCAAAGACAGUGGCUUGGUGAGGAAAAUAGUUGGCAUAAUUGCUACCCCAUUCAUCAAACUUCUAGAACUCCUCAUCUACCUGCUUGUGGAGCUGGUGAAAUUUAUGUUUUAUUUUCUGUGGCUUGUUAUCAAGCGAGUUGUCAGUACUCUUCUGGAUGGAGUCUACAGCAUGUGGAACGGGACGGUGUCCUACCUUAAAGCCAUCAGCAUGGUGCUCAUCAGCAUCCCCUGUGAUGUGGGGAGGGUCAUCACCAAUAUCUUCUUGGGCUUUCUGGGAAUUAUUCAAGAUGUGGCAGUCAUCACCUAUAGGAUUCUACGCAUCCCUAUGGGGUUUGUCCUUCACCUCGCUUCUUUCCCCUACUACUCCAUCUGUGCCAUUCCCUCUGUUGUCAAAGACAUGGCUGCUGGGAUCGGUGGCACCUUCUCGCUGGCCAUUGAUGCCACAGCCUCCAUCCUGCAUGGCUUUUACUAUGUGGCUAGUCACAUAGCCAAGCGGUUUGUCCCUAAGGGCUCCUCUGCUGACUGAUAGCAAUGGAAAUCAAGGCUGCAAAGACAAAAAGUGAACGAGGAGUGGGGAAAUGCUUUAAGAUAUGUGGCCAAAUGCUGUUGAUUUUGUUCUGGUAUUUAUUGUAAGUGACAUUAAUAAUAUGGGGAGUAACAGGGAGGGCCAAGGUAACUUCGCGAGGGGACAUCACCAUUGCAACUCAAGCUCUAUCCGUUUCAAAGUGUUCGGAUUUUAUCAGUGCAGGUCACAGACUUCCUGUGAUUUGCAGACAUCAAGCUGCUUCCUCUGGGAGAUGCUCUCUGAAUGUGGUACAAGGUUGUUUCUUUCCCACUGAGACAACACUGAGACCUGUGCACUGGCAGUGAUCUCUGCAGAAGCACAUCCCUCGUGGUGCAGAGGUGGUGGUCUGGGGAAGGACUUCAGUUUCUGAAAGAGAAAAGGUGGGCAGAGUGCAAGGGUUAGGGGCAAGAUGGGGAGCAGGAAGGGAAUGGGUUCAAGUCGUGCUGCUGGUUGCGCUGCUGACUGCGCUGGAGUCCUGCCAGCGGAGCCUGGGAAGGAAUUUGGCUGGGUGUGUUUCACAGCUCUCUGGACCAGCUGCCAACUCCUUCCCUUCACCAUACCAAGCGCACUUUCCCCAAACUAUUCCCUGGUGACCAGUCAAGAUCUCAACCCCAAAUUCCUUGCUCUGGCUUGUGGGCUCCAAAGCCCAGUACAGCCAUGUGGACGGUGCUUUUGGCCUUGAAUCAGCCUGUGUGUCAGUGACCAGCCUGCCCUGCCUCUGCUCAGAGCUGGUGGUUCAUCUAACACACAGGUGAUCCUUUGUGCCAGAGAUCUCUGCUGGAUUGUGCCCAGGCUGGGGAUUGGUACUGUCCCGGUUAUCCUUCUUAGGCCUAUUGCGAAAAUGCAGCUCGAGUGGCAGGGGGGUUGAAAUUGGAUGAUCUUUGAGAUCCUUUUCAACCCAGGCCAUUCUGUAAUUCUAUCAUUCUAAAAUGAUCCUCGUGUGUUUUCCUGUAGGACUGGUCUGGGUUGGUGGCAGCACUGAUGUACUUACAAGGGGGACAGGGGGAACACAUGACAGGGGAAGAGCGAGGGAGCACUGUGGAUAAUUUUGCUUCUUUCACAGAUUUUAUGUCUUAAUAGACCUUGCCUGGAGAACAGGUGGAGGUGAGGGAGGCCUGGGGCACAGUAUGCAUUCUGCUAAAAUCUCUGUCCAGUGACUCAUUUAUGAGCAGUGUUCAUGCCAGAAGGGCACCUGUCCCCUUUUCUGCACUCCCUGUCCUCACUGCUCCUGUUUCUUCAGCCCUUAUUCCCAUGGAUGUGACUUUGUGGGAGCAAGAGAAGAGGGAAAGUCUAAUCGUGCAAAAUCAGCAACAUUUUGACCAAUCUCUCCUUUGUGCUGAAGCUGUCAGUGCAGCGGUGGGCACCAGUAUGAGUGCCCCAGGGUACCUUCAGGGGGCACACGUGGUGGCACCGAUGUCCAAAUGCAGCUCCAGCUGCCCCCCACAUGCCUCUCUUGUGCCUUAAGCAUGGCCUUAUCUCUAACUUGCUCUCAUAUCCCAGUGCACUGUGGAGUUGGUGUCACCACAUCUUCAUCACUACUGUCACCCAGAGAGGCUGAGGCCAGCCCACGGGCAUCUCCAUGCUGCAGCCCUGGGUGCAGAGCAGCCAGUUCUUUCCAUCCAGGAGGCUGCAGCAGUGUCGGAUUUGGGCAGAUGUGGAGCCAUACUAUUAAAGCUGUCUGAACACGCUGGGAUUCCAACAUGAAGGACCCUGACCAGCACAGGUCAUUUUUCUUCUCUGCUGCAUGUUUGAGCAGGCAGUGGGAAAUCUGCCUGAAACACCCAGUAAUUGUUACAGAACAAGCAACAUCCUGCUGCAGAGUAUUGUUUCAGAUUAUUCUUAUCUGGGCAUGAUUUAUGGCUUGAGAGCUUUACUGUGUCCUUGGAGAUGUAUGGCUUUAACAAAAUAAAAGUUACUUUUGCAAAGAGGGAUGGCUAUCACAUUUCUGUCUCAACUGCAAAUAAGAUAACACAGCCCAGAGAGCUCUGGUUAAUAGAGAAAGUAACAGCAGCAUAGUUGUUCUUUUUUUAUGGCUUGACAUCUGAUAUUAAUGGUUCUUUUGUGCUUUUAAAACACCUUUUCAUUAUCAAAGUACAUUAAAAAGAAUUAAUUCAUUAAGCUAUAGAAUAUGUAAGUUAGAGCUGGGGGUUGCAGGCAACCUGUUUAGCUCUGUGUGUGCCUAAAGAGUUCCCUGCCAAGACAGGCUGGUCUGUGGUGGGAAGGGACUGAAGCAGGAGGGGAAGUUUCCAUGUGAGGAAAUAGGGGGUCAGGACCUCCUGCUCUGCUGGGAAUGGGAUCCCACUGCCCAGGGUGGAGGGUCUUAGGACAG